This is a messenger RNA of Pediculus humanus corporis (human body louse), 594 nucleotides long. Its product is annotated as mitochondrial import inner membrane translocase subunit Tim23, putative. The transcript has 3 exons. The record is from RefSeq and is a predicted model, not a curated record. NCBI's taxonomy places the organism in Eukaryota, Metazoa, Arthropoda, Insecta, Psocodea, Pediculidae. The coding region runs from base 1 to 594 and encodes 197 amino acids. Gene Ontology annotation, cellular component: mitochondrial inner membrane; TIM23 mitochondrial import inner membrane translocase complex. Gene Ontology annotation, molecular function: transmembrane protein transporter activity. Gene Ontology annotation, biological process: protein import into mitochondrial matrix.
AUGACUUAUGAUGAUGGAGGAUUUUCUUCAACUUAUUCAAAUCAAGAUCCUACUAUGAAUGUUCCUGUUACUUCUAAACCUAAUUUAGCACAAUUAUCUCCAUACCUUAAUAUAGAUCCGGUCUAUUUGGCUCCCACUCAACCAGAAUUUAUAUUUUUAGAUGGAAAUUCAAGGCAGCGAGGAAGAUUUGAAUUGGCUUUUUCACAAAUUGGAGCAUCAUGUAUGGUAGGUGCAGCUCUAGGAGGUGUAGGCGGUUUUUAUAAUGGUCUUAAAAGCACGACUAAACUCGGUCAAACAGGACCCCUUAGAAGAACACAAAUGUUGAAUUACAUAAUGAAACAAGGAGCAGCCAGGGCUAAUACUUUGGGAACUAUUGCAGUUUUGUAUAGUGGAUUCGGAGUUAUUUUAUCUUGGCUAAGGGGUAGUGAUGAUGAGUUAAAUACAAUAGCAGCUGGAACUGCUACAGGUCUCUUAUAUAAAUCCACAUCUAGUUUAAAAAAAUGUGGGAUUGGGGCUGCAGUUGGUUUUUCUCUAUCAGGACUUUAUUGCUUAAUCACAGCAAAGGAUAAAUUAGAAGCUAUGAUUAGAAAAUAA